This is a messenger RNA of Thamnophis sirtalis, 704 nucleotides long. NCBI's taxonomy places the organism in Eukaryota, Metazoa, Chordata, Lepidosauria, Squamata, Natricidae. The record is from RefSeq and is a predicted model, not a curated record.
GUUGACCUCGCGGAAGGUCCAAUUCUUCCAUCGGAAAAUCAAGUCCUUCCAGGAGCUGACCGCUGAAGGGGUGGACGUGGUGGUCAAUUGUACCGGGAUUCGUGCCGGAGAGCUACAGACUGACCCUGAGCUGCGUCCAGGCCGAGGACAGAUCAUCAAGGUCGAGGCCCCCUGGGUGAAGCAUUUCAUCGUCACCCAUGACGCUGACGCUGGGAUCUACAGGGAGCCCUACAUCAUCCCCGGGAGCCGCACGGUGACCCUGGGGGGGAUAUUUCAGCUGGGGAACUGGAGUACGGAGAACAACGCAGAGGACCGUAAGAAAAUCUGGGACGGAUGCUGCAAGUUGAUGCCCAGCCUCCAGGAAGCCAAGGUGGUCGAAGAAUGGAGCGGUUUGCGCCCGUCACGCCCGGCAGUCCGGCUGGAACACGAGACCAUUCGUCACGGGGCGCUCCGAUCCGAGGUGAUUCACAAUUACGGCCACGGAGGGUUUGGGCUCACCAUUCACUGGGGGUGUGCCAUGGAAGCAGCCAAACUCUUCGGGAAGUUCUUAGAAAGCCAGAAGUUGACCAAGCCUCCUCGCGCACAUCUCUGAACAAGGGCAAAGGUGUCGGAAACCCCUUCUGUGUGUAGGUCUAACUUUCCCCCCACCUUCCGUCUUACAAAGGGGAGCUAAUUUUGACAAAUUUGGGGGUCUGGUUCCUUAA